Messenger RNA from Copidosoma floridanum, 6254 nucleotides. It is a transcript of the gene SPG11, whose product is annotated as spatacsin. NCBI's taxonomy places the organism in Eukaryota, Metazoa, Arthropoda, Insecta, Hymenoptera, Encyrtidae. Gene Ontology annotation, biological process: axonogenesis; chemical synaptic transmission; synaptic vesicle transport. The record is from RefSeq and is a predicted model, not a curated record. Gene Ontology annotation, cellular component: cytoplasm; dendrite; axon.
UCUUAUCUUAUCCGGGGAGCGACAACAACUCGUUCCUGUAGUAAUCUACAUACUUUUGCUCGUCUUCGUACUCUCGUUUUUUUUAUCGCCUCCUCCUCCUACUCGGUCCACGGAUCAUGUGUCAUUGGGUCAACGGUAGCUGACUCAUGUGAUGUGUAUUUUUAUUACCCGUGUCGGACUACUCCGUCGCGGACAAUGUUUCGGUGUAGGGAACAAUAGUCGAUUGUGUUGUUACUUAGUGGCAGCGUGUCAGUGCUCGAUGAGACUUUGGCGGGGAGCAUGGCGCACUCGUCUUCCCCGGCUGCAACGGUUGUUCCCGUCGAGGGUCUCACCGGUCAGUUGGCCGGGGUCUGGUCGGGCUGGGAGGGCCUGGGCGACAGGGAGAUCGUCCGCGAGGCCUCGGCCAAGGGCCUGCACCUCAAACUCGCCCACAAGUUCCUCGAGAGGAGGCGGCACUGCUCCCACCAGGAGGCCAAGGAGUACUUUGCCAGCGAGGUCGACAUCUGGGUCUCCGGGCUGCUCAACAAAAAGAUGAUCCACAGGGCUUCCCACAUACUCAACAACGUGGGAAAAGUGCCAGCCGAUUACAUCAGGGCUACCUGCCUCAAGUGCAAGGAGCCCUCGCUGAGGGAUUACCUGGCCCAGCACGUGGAGUCGUCCCUCAACGACGAGGAGAGACAAGCCUGGCAACUGGUCAAGCUGCUCGCCAAACACGAGGAGAAACUCGGACUCCGAAACGAACUGAUAUCCCACAAGUGCCUCGAGGAGAUAAUACAAUUGCCACCGGGUGUCAGAGACGCGCUGUUUACGGAGUUGUAUUUUUAUACGCGCGAGCCAACUGCCGUCGCUUACCUAAAGACCGACGUUGUUUGGAGUUACUUGCUAACGAACAACAGACUCGACCUGAUCAAGCUCUGGAUCGAUGUUGCGUUUGGACGCGCAAUCGGUAACGCUUUCAACGACGGUGUUGGCGCGUUGUUCGAACAUUGGAAUAUAACCGACGAGAUGGUCGCCGCGGUGGAGUCGUCCCACGGGAUGCGCCAUGUCAACGACUUGGUUCUCGGUCACUUGUCCAGAUACGGCGUGUUCUCGGCCAAAGAGUGCAGCGACAGCAAACUGAUACUGGCCCGGCUUUUUGGGGAGUGCACGACUCGCUCGGACAUCACGGGAAUCCUGUCCAAGGCGUCGUGCAACGUCGACCGGGAGAAAUUUUUCUCCGAACUCGACGUCGUUGAGUUUUCGAGGAACUACGGCGAGGAUGCCGAGUCCCGGAAAAUGAACGCAAAGGCCAAGGGUCUGUACGAUUGUUUGACGGCCGUGUGCAGUGCCAACGGUGAUUACGAGGACUUCCUGGAGCUCGGGAUCGUCGAGACAGUCGGCUAUCUGUGCGACGACCCUGUGCGAUUUUUCGACCAGAACCCGAUCGUACUGUUUGCUCUGGUGUUUCUUCGCUACUUCAAGCUCAAGCGGUUGUCCAAGGACACCACCUUGGACGACGUUUUACGCAACGAGGAGGGUUUAGUGGUGAGGUCGCUGACCUUGUCGAGGGAAGUUUUGGAUUCCAUUGUGGUGCGUUUGCCGUAUCUGAAACUCGAGGUUGGCCGGAGGCUGCCGGAAAACGAGGUGUCGAUGUACCAACUUGUCGAUGGAUGCGGAAAGUUGAACGCGACGGUGUUUUUCAAGUGGAGGUCGAAGAACGCGGCGAUGCCGACGUUUCAGAGCGAGCAUUUGGUCAAAAAGUUCGGGCACAGGGAAAAACUGAGCUACGUCAAUUUCUUGAAGGAGGCGCGUCCCGGUAUGGCGGCCAGUGUUUUCUACCACGAUCAGGAGAAGUUGUUUGGCAGUGUGUCGUCGAAAGCAAAAUCUCGGGCCUCCCUUUGCGCGCACGUUUUCGCGCUGCGCCACUCGAAAAAUCUGGAAAUUGUCAGUGGCUGCGUGUCGUUUUUAGAAAUCCUCGGAGUCAAUUCGGAAAACUUGAGGCUUCACGUCACGGUCGCGCAAAUCGUAGAAAACCACUUGGGCGUGUGCAUAGAAAAGUUGCUGGAAUCCAUAGUUUACAACAACGAGAAAGACUUGAGGCUGGUGCUGAGUUACUUGGAACGAAGUUUUGAUUCUCACUUGAACGCAGAAACGAUCGAAGAUAAGGACCGAUUUUUCCAAGCGCUGCGCACGUGGGACUUGGUCGUGCGAUUCGCCGGGGCCCACAACACCUCGUUGCCAACGUCCCUCUUGAAAUUCCUGGCUCGCCACGACUGCUGGUUCGAGUUUGUACUUGUUGGUCAAAUUUUUGCAUACCCUGCCCAUCAGAUGAUAGACUGCGCCCAGUUCUUUGAUAACGCUAGCUUGAGGGAGCACUUGUUGCUAGCGUUGAGCAAUUCUCGGCUGGGGAAUUCAUCGAGCGAAUGUCAAAACUCGAGGGAAGAUAAGGUUCUAAAAAAAGCCGCUCGACCAACUCUAUCGAACGAAAUCAGCGGAGAACGCGGUCGUUUAUCACGGCCAAGUCUGCCGCAGCUCUUUGACCCAUCCACGAAGCAGAGCGGCACAACAAACCCAAGUCUGAUUACUGACGACUCCGCUCUUGCCGACGAUCUCUGGCUUGUCAUCCUCAAGUGCCACGACAGCCCGGAUCCUCCGGGUGCACUGCUCAAAGCCUCGCAGACUUACAAAUCCCCGAUUCUCACUGUACUGGCUACUUUUUACGAGCCAUCGUCCAUAUCCUCGUACUGCUACUCUUGGCUCGUCGUGUCCGUCGAGAGCGCGGACUUUGCGAGGCAGUACAACGAAUGCCUCGACAACCAGAUUUGGACGGCCAGCGAGGUAUCGAGUCUGUUUCUCGGUAUGGUGUCGCGAGGGUCCGUCGGCGCGCUCCACCGAGGCUUUCAGAUUUUUUUGCCGGAGAAUCCCUUGAGGCUGUUUUUCCAAUUUCUCGAGCAGUGCCUGGAGUACGGCCAUUUUAGGGAUUUCACCUGCUUGACCGACUUUGCGACAGCUUGCUCCAACUACAAAUGCAACAGGCUGAUAAACUGGGAGUGCAGCGACGCGACGUACCUGGAAAACGCUUGCUGGAUCCAGACGAUCGCGGUGAAAUGCAUCCUCGCUGCCCUGGACGGUGCCUCGCGGAGCACGCGCGCGCAGAUGGAGCUUCUUGGUGCUCUGAUAGAGUGCCAUUUUCGCGACAAGCUCAUAGUGGAUUCCCCGGAUUUCGAGUCUCUGCUCGAGUACACGAGGAUACUGUCGGAGACGAGGGUGAGGUUGAACUACCACUGCUUCGACACGACCGAUAAGGUAAACGAGUCCGAAGUGGAGGUAGAAAAGUGCGCGAACGAGCUGAUCGACGCGGAGGACUACGGCAGCGCUCUGGAGCUGUCCAAAGCAGCUGGUUUGAGAACGUCCAAGAUCAUACUAGCCCAAUAUCGCGGCGAGUUCAAGCGCCAGGCUGACAGAGACGGCGCGGUGGAUCCCCGAUUUUGGAGCCAAUGUUCGGGGGACUUUGUAAAGUACGAGGUCUGCCGGGAGAGGGCCGUCGAGUUUUUCGUCGAGCACGCGGAGAAGGCCAAGUCGCACAGGGAGAGGUACGAGAUCCUGAGGCUGGCCUUCGAGCUGCUCGAGGCUAACCCUCGGGAGCGCAGGAGCCGCGACACCGUGGAAAUGGCCAUGUGGAAGUCGUGCAUCCUCGCGGGGCCGGAGAACAUCGAGAUAACGGCACGGACGGGCGUUUUUGGCAAUCUCAGGACCGAAUUGCUGUCGAGCAUUGGCAAGCUGCGGGCCACUUGCUCGCUCACCGAACCCCAAGAGAAGCUCGCGGUCGAGGCUCUGAUCGAACGGCUGUUGGACGCUGGCAGGUUGGAAACGGCACUCCGCAUCGGUGCCAUAUUCAAUUGCAGGAACAGGGAACUCCAAGUCCUGAUGCUGUGCUUGAGCCUGGCCGAGGGUGAAAUAUCGCCCUAUCAUCUGACGAGCCAACAGAGGUCACUGAUUACGGAACCAAACGGACAUCCAAGGCAGAAGAACAACACGCUGCGAAGCAUAGGCAGACUUCCGCGCAUGCCGUCGUCGUCUUCGCUGAGCUUGUCUUCGUCCACGAACUUGUCCAAGGUGGCGAGCGCAGCGCUCGUCAUGGAACAGCAAGAACAACUGGACUGCCUGGCUCUUCUGACCAACUUGGUGGCAACGCUGAACCACGGCGUCGACAUAGGGAUAAGAAUACUCCUGUGUUACCGGCUGGCCCUGCAACUGGGCAAACGGUACCACGUGCUGCUGACGCUGAGCAAUCCGAUGCAGCUGCUCCGCGAAACCGUCAGCGGACCGUCCGACAGGCGGCUCGAGAUCGCUCGGGACAUCAUUACCGCCUACCAGAUCGAGAACGAGAGCAUAGCCAACUUCCUCUCCGAAGAGAUAGUUGCUCACAUCACGCAAGUUAUCGAGGACAACCUGAACGAGCCGACGAACGCUUGGAACUACAACAUGAACCUGCAGUCCGUGAUAGAACUGUGCAAGGACACGUCCCUGUUGGGGCUGAAACUACUCGGCAUGGCCCACAAGCUGCUGGGCAACUCCAACGGGGAGAAGAGAAAUCUUGUGACUCUGAAAAUCAUAGUCGAGCUCUUGAUUCGGUCCCACGACUGCUUCACCGCGGCCUGCAACAUGGAAGGCAUCGCCUCGGUCCUGAGAAAGUGCCAGCAGCUCGCCCACUCCCUGCAAAACUUGAAACACUGGAGCUUGCUCGUACGCCUCGUUACGGGGGUAGGCCGGUUCACGGAGAUGAAUUACAUCUUUCAGAUACUCAAGGAGCACGACCACUUUGAAUUCCUACUCGGCAGGGGAUUGGUCAACGUGCCCGGGUUGAGAAUGGCGCUGCUGGAUUUUCUCAAACGAAACUGCCCGGACAACAAGGACCUGUUCAACAUCGUGGCCCUGCACUUCCGGUUGUACAACGAGAUAGCCCUCACGUGGGAAAACGAGGCGAAAGGCGUGAUAAGCGAUCUCGUGAAGGAAGCCAAAAGGGAGUGUGGCAGAAACGCUUCCAACCCACGGGUGGAAAUUAAGCUCGUGAGAAACGACGCGACGGACAAGAAGCUACAACUGGCGAUCACGAAUCUGACGCACGCCACCCAGUAUUUCCUUCAGGACAACAAGUUGAAUUUGGCCAGCCGGUGUUCCCACCAGGCGCAGCUGGUGGCCCUGCAGAUUUCCCUGUUGAUGGGAGUCCAUCCGAGCCAGCACUUCCCGUGUCUGUUGAAUCUCACCUGCGACGAGGUCAACAGGGCGAUAUGCCGCUACCUGAACUUCACCCAGGCGCUUAUAAUAGCUCGCGCGUACAACGUCCACGUGGACUGGGCGAGUGCCAUUUACUCGCACUAUCUGCUCAGCAACGAGACCAAGUACUUUCGGGACUUUGUCACGUCGAAGCUCCUCACAGCGUCGGUGGCGGUGGAUUGCGCUCGUAAGUUCAGGCUCGAGAAGAGCAUCACGCUCGUCAUGGCCGAAAACAUGCGGGCCCUCGUCGACAAGCUCGGCGACGUCGAGUGCAAGUACGUCCUGGCCAGCCAGUUGGGCUUUAGGUCGAUCGUCGAGCAGAUGUUGGACGAUCCGGCUGUCGAAGCUUACCUCAAGGACACCGUGUUCAAGAGGGGCUUUGUCGCCUCGGAGUUUGUUGGAUAACCCUUGGCCGGCCGUUUUUUUUUGUUUUUUUUACCCUGUCACGUGUGUAUACAAGUUUAUUUUUUAUUUUUGUUUUUUCACGCAGAAUAUUGUCACCGCGUGUACUCAAUUACCUUGCGUCGUUCAUUUGGAUUCCUAUGUAACUUGUUAUCAUUGGCACAGUUUUUUAUACCCGUUGUACACUUUAUAUAUAGUUUAUGUAUCUCUCGAUCAAACGUCGUCUCGGUGCAAUAUAUAUUGUAUAUGUAUAUACAUAUGAGUGAUCGGCCAAUUACAUGUGAUUAGUAUAAGGAUAAGUAACUGUAUAAGAAUGAGUAAUUGUCUAUACCAUUCGUUUUCUAUUGAAGGAAAUUGCGACAAAUAGAGCGAUCAAAUCGAUUGACUGCCGAGUCGAAUGUUGUAUAAUACUCUGAACUGCGUGUAUUGUAUACAUACAUAACGUAUUAUUGCGCGAAUUAAUAUGAUAUAGCGUCUAAGAAAAGAGUACGGAAUCGAUGGAAGUGUUAUUUCGAGCCCAUUGAUUAACAAUUAGUUUUUGAGAACUUUAUUGUUCGUGUACUGUUGAAGGGAAAUAAAAAUUUAUUAAACUAUUU